AUGGUUACCAGCAGCUGUAGCUUCUUGGCCAUUGCCAUGGCCCUCACUAUCCUAAGCGGCAACAUGACCCACGCCGGUCGCCUCCUGGCCGACUCGACGGAGGCAGCAUCCCCCAAUGCAACCCCUGCCGCUGUCCCAGGCAUCCCUGCACCGAAGCCGCCCGUGCCCACCAUGCCUACUACACUCCCACCGGUACCAACAGUGCCUGCGGUCACCAUACCACAGGUUACGGUGCCGCCGAUGCCGGCUGUGCCAGCGAUCACUGUUCCCCAGUUCACAGUGCCCCCCAUGCCUGCUAUCCCCGCGAUCACCGUGUCCCAGGGCACAUUGCCACCGAUGCCGUCCGUGCCCGCGAUAACCGUGCCCCAGGUCACGUUGCCGCCCAUGCCAGCUGUUGUGGUGCCGAAGGUGACGCUGCCGCCGAUGCCAUUCAUCCCCAAGGUGACAUUGCCUCCGAUGCCUUCAAUUCCGACUAUGACCAUGCCGAUGCCAUUCCUUGCGCCACCUCCUUCUGCAUAA
Lolium rigidum is the source of this 519-nucleotide messenger RNA. Its product is annotated as periaxin-like. The record is from RefSeq and is a predicted model, not a curated record. Lineage: Eukaryota; Viridiplantae; Streptophyta; Magnoliopsida; Poales; Poaceae. The transcript has a single exon. Bases 1 to 519 code for a protein of 172 amino acids.